This is a messenger RNA of Fusarium fujikuroi IMI 58289, 654 nucleotides long. RefSeq names its product related to early nodulin 75 precursor. The transcript has a single exon. Bases 1 to 654 code for a protein of 217 amino acids. The record is from RefSeq and is a predicted model, not a curated record. Lineage: Eukaryota; Fungi; Ascomycota; Sordariomycetes; Hypocreales; Nectriaceae.
AUGAAGUUCUCUGCUGUCACCCUUCUCACCCUUGCCACUGGCAUCCUCGCCGCUCCCGUCGCCGAGGCCAACUACGACGUUUCGUACUCCAGCUACGAGGCUCCCAAGGCCCCCAAGCCUCACUAUGAGAAGCCCAAGCCUAAGCCUCAUCACGAGAAGCCCAAGCACGAGUACCCUGCUCCCAAGCCUCACCAUGAGAAGCCUAAGCCCAAGCCUCACCCCAAGCCUCACUACGAGAAGCCCAAGACACCCAAGUACCAGGCUCCCAAGCCUCACCACGAGAAGCCUAAGCCUAAGCCUCACCCCAAGCCUACUUAUGAGGCUCCCAAGCCUGUGAAGCCCAAGUACACCAAGCCCAAGGCCCCUAAGCCUCACAAGCCUGAAUACACUAAGCCCAAGUACGAGGCUCCCAAGCCUGCUCCCAAGCCUCACAAGCCUGAGUACACCAAGCCUAAGGCCCCCAAGCCUCACCCCAAGCCAGUCUACGAGGCCCCCAAGCCUGCUCCUAAGCCUCACAAGCCCGAGUACACCAAGCCUAAGGCUCCCAAGCCCCACAAGCCUGAGUACACUGCUCCUAAGCCUCACCACGAGAAGCCCAAGCCUGCUCCUAAGCCCGAGUACAAGGCUCCCACCUACCAGGCUCCUCACUACUAG